AUGGUUUCGACAAGAGGCGGUGCCCAAACAGGUGUCGACGACCAAAAAGAAGCGGAAUUGAAAUUACGAAAGAAGCCCGUGCGAAAGGCAGCGGCAGCAACGAAACCGGCCAAGGCAGCGCCUGCAGCGAAGACAACACGAUCCAAGAGGGUGGAGCCCGAGCAGGAGGACGAAGAAGCGGACGAACUACACGGAGAUGGAAGUGCGGCAGCGCCUAAAGUGGUACGGAAAGCCCGCGCAAAGAAGGACGAUGUCAGCACGACCACCACCACCACAGCUCCAAGCAAACCCGCCGCAGCAACUCGAGCUCGCGCGACGACUGCCACCGCUCCCGGCAAGACAGCCGCGACACGCGCUGUAAAGCCCAGUAAGACCGAGACGUCGACACCCAGUCUUGCCCCACCCGCUCAAACAAGGACUGCGCGUGCUACGCGCGCAACGGCUUCAACUCGUGCCACCGCAGCCAAGGAGAAGGCGGCACCACUUUCACCUAAGAAGAUCACCCAGAUGCCCAAACUACCAGCUCGGAAUACGAGGACUACCAAUAUCAAGGCGGUGGUUGGAAAGGAGAUUGGAAAAGUCGUUGCAAAGGGCAAGCCAGCAACGCGGCGGCGAGGUGUGUCGGACGAGAACGCGGGCGUUCCAGAGUUUAGACCAUCCACUGCAGACCAGCAAAGUGAAGAAAUCAACACAAGGCAGGCUUCGAAAGGCACACCUGCAGUGAGCAAGGCCGCAGCAAAGGCUGUAACAGAGCCGGAGACGAUUGAGAUCGACAAUGACACACCAAUGUCGACGACACCGACGACACCGGCAGAAUCAGUUCUGGAGCCUGAUGACGAUGUUCUUCAGGACCAUGUCGAGGCUUCAGACUCAGAUGGUGGUGGAGAGAUCGAGAUAUCUGCGGAUGAACUUUGUGGACCCAAGACACCCAUGAAGCGCAUGAGCCCCCGUGAGCUGUCAAAACACACAUCUGCACAUAAAGGUAGAUUCUCAGAGGACGUUCCAAUGGAGACACCUGCCAGACGGUUCUUGGUUCCUGGCUCACAGGUCGGCACACCGCAAACGCAGAAACCCUAUUGCAAGCCUCGGUUGCCAAUAUCAGAAGUGAGGCCCACAACCGCAGCUAGAGCACGGGAUAGAGCUAUGGUUUUCCCCAAGUUGCAGCCUCUGGAUCUGUCUCUUGCUCUCGAGGAAGCCGACGAGACAGCAGAAGUAGAUGACAGAACUUUGUCUACAGAGGACGAGAUGGUGCCAAUGAAUGUGGGACAAGCCGACAUUUCUGAAGCUUCUAUCCACAUCUCGGAGGGGGAUGAGCUUAGCGACGCAGAAUGUGCCCUGAUUCCGGCACGCGCGGUUGGAUCGUCGAAGGAGGUCAGCAUUGAGGAUGUCGAUACCGAUGCAGCCGAGCAUGAUAUUGUCAAGAUUCCCUUUCAAAUGCAGGAUCUGUCUAUCGUGGAGGCUUACGGCGAAACCGAGGAUGAGCCCUGUCUCGCGGAAAGGGAUGAUUCAAAUGAGACCAUUCUUGUGGAAGAUGAAGACAUGGGAAACACCGUGGACUCGCGAAUAGAGACCACGCUGGAAUCGGCAGGGAGCAUCGUCGUCCACCACGACACGGCCCCUGAGGCCGACGAGAGCCUGACUUGCGAUGAAUCCAUGGAGGACUUACAUCUGCCGAUCAUGACCCCAAGGCCAGAAACCAUACAAUGGGACAAUUUACGGGAAGAUGUAACUAUCCCUUUCAAUUUCGACAACGUACUUUCUGGUACCCGAGCUCCCCUCCAAGAGCCCGAAGAGCCAAUGUCCUCUGAUGAAUGUGUGGAACCACAAGAAACCACUCAGGAUGUUGAGCACAGGCCUUCUGUCGAGACGAACAUGAUUCUGGCAGACACACAACAUCAACGGCAAAGUUUUGGGGAUGUACGCCUGUCUGUCGAUGCAACCGUCAACCUGAGUGACUUCCUCGACAUGUCGUCCCUCGCAGAACAGCCACGUCAACCACAUGACCAGGACGAUUAUAACGAUGUCGACAUGGAAGCACCCCAAGCCGAGCUUGACGACGAUAUGUCCAACGCAACUGCGGCUGCAUCACCACUGYGCGCUGUAACUCCUGCCAAGAUACCGUCGACCACCGGCAGCGAAAGCAUGCCAACUCUGCCAGACGUGCCGCAGCAAGAGCCUCACCACGUACUAGAACCGAACACGCCUCACUAUGCAAUGCCUACGAUCGCGUUCCGGCGCAAGUCGCUGCCCGCAAUAGUAUAUCAUACUCCCAUGAACGGCUCGAGACCGAAAACUUCCGAUGGUGCCAGCAUACACCGUAUUGCCAACCCGUUUGCAAACAUGUCGGCUGCUCAGGACGAUUUGCAACGAUCCAUGACACCUUUCCGUCUUAACAGAACACCUGCUUCAAGACCGCAGACGCCAUCCAUCGGCACACCAACGAGGAUGUCUUCGCGGAAAACUCCACGAACAAGUGGUAGAGCCGGCAUAACCCAAACGCCACGCACAAGCAGCAGACUGAGUGUGAGGCUGACCCCCAGAGAGCGAUUUCCUGGCCUGCCGUCUCGACAGACAUACGAGGAGCUAGCGAGCACUCCAACGGCCAAGACGCCUGGGCAGUUCAUCCYUUCUGYAGCCAAAUCAAGCACGAAGGAGCGUUUCCCGGCACUCCCGCCGGCUGAAAAGUACGAGGAUUUCGUCAAGACACCGGCGUCAGGCCGUGCUUUGGAAACGGUCUCUACCACGCCACAAAUUGAGCAGUCUAUCUUUUCACCAAUCGAGGAUGUAAGCAACACAGUUCAACCAGAGGAGCGCUACCCCGGGCUACCGCACCGCAGAACCUACGAGGAGCAUGCAAGAACAGCUAUGCCAGCUUCCCGCUUCCGCACACCUUCGCAGUCACCAGCAAAGCGACCAGCUACUGUGCAGAAACCUGCCUCGCUUCGCAAGAUGGCGCUGAAAGYCGGAACGCCAAUGGCUUCCCACACACCAGUUAAGACACCUCUCCGGGCUCCAGCCAUGACUCCUGGGCAGAUCCCACUGACACCUCACCCUGGUGCACCCCUCAAAGGUGUCAAUGCUUACGUUGACAUUUUCCUGAACGACRGCAGUAGUGCAAACUCCACGUAUAUUGCUGUGUUGCACAGUCUUGGGGCCAAGACGACUAAGACUUUCAAUGAUCGCGUCACACAUGUCAUCUACAAGGAGGGGUCGCCUGCUACUCUGCAAAAGCUUCGAAUUCACAACAAGCAAGUCAUCGAGAGUGGCAAUGGCAAGGAAAUCUUCUGCGUCAAUGGACGUUGGGUUAACGACUCAAACAGUGAAGGUACUCGUAUGGAUGAGACCGACGAAGCCUACAUCGUGGAUAUUGAGGACCAGCGGGCUACCAAGCGUCGCCGUAAGAGUAUGGAGCCCACAUCUUUGCUCAACAUCGGCGGCAACGUAGUGCGCGACACCAACCGGAAGAGCAGUCUUGGACGAAGCUCGAUUGGGCGAGCGCUGAAGGCCAUGUCACCUUCUUUCGAGUCGCCCACCAYGGGAUUGUCUGUCGAUUUCGCAGAAAAGGAGAACAGCGGUGACAGUUCAUUCGGGGACGAGUCGCCGGCUACUCCUGCUUAWCUCGCGGCGCCUGACAGUCUGAUACAGCAGACGGCACCCAUGAACCGCAUGAGGAAGCUAGACUUUGAUGCACAAGAGCAGGCCAAGAACAGGCGACUGACGUUCUGGGAUGGAGGCGAGUUUUGA
This is a messenger RNA of Ramularia collo-cygni, 3744 nucleotides long. RefSeq lists its product as uncharacterized. The record is from RefSeq and is a predicted model, not a curated record. Bases 1 to 3744 code for a protein of 1247 amino acids. Lineage: Eukaryota; Fungi; Ascomycota; Dothideomycetes; Mycosphaerellales; Mycosphaerellaceae. The transcript has a single exon.